Molecule: messenger RNA, 2623 nt
Organism: Beta vulgaris subsp. vulgaris (sugar beet)
Lineage: Eukaryota; Viridiplantae; Streptophyta; Magnoliopsida; Caryophyllales; Amaranthaceae
Product: putative pentatricopeptide repeat-containing protein At1g12700, mitochondrial
Exons: 2
Coding region: 374-2302 (642 amino acids)
Molecular function (GO): protein binding
Source: RefSeq, a predicted model, not a curated record
GUAAAAAUUUCAAUAUUGUUGGGCUUAUGGGUGAGUGAUUCUAUGCGAGACAAUCCAGAGAAAAAUCAUCUUACCACGGUUUUCAAAAGGGGGUUCAAAAAAAAGUCCUUAAAAGUUGUAUAAAAAAAGAGUUUACAAAAAAUUAAUUAUAAGCAUAAGGAAAUAGGAAAGCUUAAGGAAAAAUAUAUAUUUAUAUAUAAUACUUUCUCCAUUUCGUUUUAAAUACAAUAAAUGAAUAUUUUAUAUCUCACAAAUAAUACCCUUUGUUGCAUUUAAAAGAAAACGGAGGAGUAUAAGUUUUGGAUUGAGAUUAAAGGUCCUAAAGACUCCUAACAAGUAACAACUAGAUUGUUAAGCAUUUCCCUUAAAAAAAAUGGUUAAUAUUAAGCAUCGGUGUCCAAAAAUGGCUAAAGCCGAAAACCAUUUGAUGAUAAGCGAUCACUGCGAUGGAAUGAAGAUGACGAUGAAGCUCAAGUUUACUUCUAAAGCUUUUGCUGCCUUCUUUAAUGGUGGUACUACUCUUAUUACUCCUUUUCCUUCUUUUCAUUUUCAUUCACGCUAUUAUUAUUCCACUGCAUCUGAUGUUUUUAUUCAAGAUCGUCAAUUGUUUCUCAAAUCAGUUAGAGAACACUGCAAAUUAGGGUUUUCAAAUCUCAAUUUCCCCCUUUCUCUCUUUCAUCAAAUGACUUCAUUGCGCCCUCUUCCUUCUGUUAUAGAUUUCAAUCAGCUCUUCACUGCCAUGUCCAAAUUGAAACGCCUUCAACCUCACUCUACCAUUAUCUCUCUACUCAGAAACCUUGAAUUGUCAGGUAUUCGACCCAAUAUGCACUCUAUUGGUAUUCUCGCCAAUUCUUACUGUCAUUUGGGCCGUGUCGAUUUCGGCCUCUCUCUUCUCGCCAAAAGACUUAAGCUUGGUUACCCCUUUGAUCGUGAUUGUGUUAUUUUUACUACCUUAAUCAAUGGCUUUAUCCACUGUGAUAAGCUUCCUCAAGCUCUUCAAUUGCUAGAUCAAAUUGUUAAGCUAGGUUUCCAACCCGAUAUUGUUACAUAUGGUGCUAUUUUCAAAGGCCUUUGUCGGAUUGGUGACAAUGCUGCAGCCCUUCACUUGCUUAGGAAAAUGCAAUCGGGAACUUGUGAGCCUGAUCUUGUCAUAUAUAACACCAUUAUUGAUAGUCUUUGUAAGGAUAGGCUGUUGAAAGAAGCCCUUGACCUGUUCACCACCAUGAAAAGUGAGGGCAUUAUACCCAACGUUAUCACUUAUACCUCCUUAAUUAGAGGUCUCUACAACUCCGGCUCCAAGGUAGAGGCUAAAGAUAUGCUAGCUCAGAUGUUGGAGUGUGACAUAGCGCCAGAUGUUGCCACCUUCAACAUGCUUGUUGACAUGUUUUGCAAAGAUGGGAAUGUUGAUGAAGCACAAGCUAUUCUAGACUACAUGAUUGAGAGAGGUGAGAUUCCAAAUGUCAUAACUUACAAUGCUCUACUUGAUGGUUAUUGUUUGCGUGGUCAGAUGGAGGAUGCGGAAAAACUACUUGAUUUGAUGGCCAAGAAUGGUUGUGAGCCUAAUAUCGUAAGUUUCAACACUAUCAUUAAUGGAUACUGCAAGGCAAGAACCAUUGACAAGGCCCUCAACUUGUUCCAAGAAAUACUUCAGAAUGGGGUGACACCUAAUGUUGUUACCUAUACCACUCUUAUUGAUGGACUAUGCAAAGCCAAUAGACUCCCACAUGUGCGUGAAUUGUUCAAGGAUAUGCAAGGUCAUGGAAUUACUCCUAAUGUUGUCACAUAUGCUUCAUUGCUUCAUAGCUUAUGCAAAAAUGCUUUACUUGAUGAGGCAGUGACAUUACUUGAAGAAAUGGAGAAUAAUGGUGUUAAGCCUACUGUUGUCAUAUACGGUAUCCUAAUGGACAGCUUGUGUGAGGCUGGGAAACUUGAAGAUGCUGCAAAAUUCUUCUUGGAUCUUGUAUUGAAAAGGCUGGAACCUGAUGUUAAAAUAUACACAAUUAUGAUAAAAGGUUUAUGCAAGAAAGGGCUCAUGGAUGAGGCUAUCCAAGUGUUGAGGAAAAUGGAGGAAGACAGUUGCUCACCCGAUGAUCGUACUUAUAAUACAAUUAUCAGAGGAUAUAUUCUCAAAAAUGACUUAUCAAAUGCAUCGUAUUAUUGUGAUCUUAUGGUUAGCAAGGGAUUCAAAGGUGAUACUGACACUUUCUCAUUACUUAUUCACCUUUUGUCUUCUAAUAACUUAAGUGACUCAUCAAAGGACCAAGUGCGGAAGUUCAUCAAUCGAAUAGAUGCUAAGUUGUAACGUGUAAUUCUCUUAUUGAUGGCCUAAUUAAAUCUAGUAUUACAUUGGAGUGGUAUCUUGCUGUACCUUUUAGUUUCCUUGUUUUACUAGGAUGCCUUUGCUUUAUAUAUUGCCACUUUAUAUGCACGUUUAACAAUUGUCUCCCAAUAAGAACUUCAAGGAAACUCCAUCUUAAGGAUUUACUUUGGACAUCUUCACUCUCACUUCAUUGCUUGGGUCCUAUGCAAAAGUGCACAGCUUGGGGAAGCAAUGACAGUGUUUUUGGAGAUGGAAGUGGCUUCUGAUAUUGUCCUUUGCUAUAUGUACAAACUUUUAUUAGUA